UUUAAAAUUAAUGUCUAAUAUAAAAAGUUUGUCACAUUCCCCACGUCCACAGACUGGAAAUUAUCAAAAUAACCUAAAAUUUCGACAAAACCAAUUAAAAGCGGAAGAGGAACGUUUAAACAAUUUAUUAUCUUCUAUAGGGCAUUUAUCCGCAUAUGGAGAUGUUCCAGUUUAUGCAUUUUCGACUUUAAUAAGUACAGCACCUCCACAAGCUAUUGCCGAACAUUUACAUCAACGAUGGUUGGCAGAUCAAAAUUUUUCUUUAAUUGCUCCAAAAAUUGUUUACCAAAUGAGUGAUAAUGUUACUGUUUGCUCACAAGUUCUCUCAUUUGCUUUACGCGAUUUCAACACAAGAUAUGAUAUUCGCAAGCAGAGUCGUGCAAUGUUUAGAAAUUUUGUUUGCACUCUUGUAGAGCUUUAUCCUGUUUACAGAAAAAUAGACAAGUGUCUAAGUGCUUGUUUAAUAGACCCUCUAUUUCGUUGUCUUAAAAUGCUAGUGAGUGAGGAUCCGGAUGAUAGAGAUUUACAUUGUUUAGCAAAUGUUAUAGUUAAUUAUGGACAACAAUUAUCUUUAUUAAAUAAUUCAGAAUGUGAGAGAUUAAUUAUGUCCUGUAGGAGAUGGCUAUGUUCGAAUAAUAUUAAGAUGGAGGAGGAAACUAAAAGACUUUUGAUGAUUGUAGGUUGAUAUUGAAAUUUAAA
Messenger RNA from Meloidogyne enterolobii, 699 nucleotides. The record is from the annotation of a GenBank genome assembly. NCBI's taxonomy places the organism in Eukaryota, Metazoa, Nematoda, Chromadorea, Rhabditida, Meloidogynidae.